Panthera uncia (snow leopard) is the source of this 930-nucleotide messenger RNA. RefSeq names its product myosin light chain 1 (gene MYL1). The transcript is spliced from 7 exons. Gene Ontology annotation, cellular component: contractile muscle fiber; myosin II complex. The record is from RefSeq and is a predicted model, not a curated record. NCBI's taxonomy places the organism in Eukaryota, Metazoa, Chordata, Mammalia, Carnivora, Felidae. The coding region runs from base 10 to 588 and encodes 192 amino acids. Gene Ontology annotation, molecular function: calcium ion binding.
UUAAACAAAAUGGCACCAAAGAAGGACGUGAAGAAACCUGCUGCCGCCCCAGCCCCUGCCCCGGCACCUGCACCUGCACCUGCGCCUGCCCCAGCCAAACCCAAAGAAGAAAAAAUUGACCUCUCUGCCAUUAAGAUCGAGUUCUCUAAGGCACAGCAGGAUGAAUUCAAGGAGGCGUUUCUCCUGUUUGACAGAACAGGUGAUUCUAAGAUCACCUUAAGCCAGGUCGGUGAUGUCCUUCGGGCUCUGGGCACAAAUCCCACCAAUGCAGAAGUCAAGAAGGUUCUGGGAAACCCCAGCAAUGAAGAGAUGAAUGCCAAGAAAAUUGAGUUUGAACAAUUUCUGCCCAUGAUGCAAGCUAUUUCCAACAACAAGGACCAGGCCACAUAUGAAGACUUUGUUGAGGGUCUGCGUGUCUUUGACAAGGAAGGCAAUGGCACAGUCAUGGGUGCUGAACUCCGUCAUGUUCUAGCCACAUUGGGUGAGAAAAUGAAAGAGGAAGAAGUGGAAGCCUUGAUGGCAGGUCAAGAAGACUCCAAUGGCUGCAUCAACUAUGAAGCUUUUGUCAAGCAUAUCAUGUCUAAUUAAAUGGAGCUCUCAAGAUCAAGCAUUUUUAGGACAACUGGCUGGAAACUUAUUGCAAUAACACCCAUGACUCACUGCCCAGAUCUGCGUCCCAUCAUUCAGAAAACAAAACGAUGUGGACCGUUCUAGAUGGAAGGACUCCCUGAAUUUUUAUAUACUUCACGUUCCUCUAUGAAUUGUAUUCAUACCACACAAGCCAAGUGUCUUCCUGCUCUAGACAAGAAGGAUAAAAUACUCACAACCUCAAAUUCAAGCACCAUUCUUUAUUUUCUACCAUGGGUCAUUGAACAUCCUUAAAACACUAAAUCAAUAAAUAAUUCUGGUCAGUCGGGAACGUUCAAGUUG